UUACAAAGAUUACUUCCUACAGAUGAUUGUUGAUAAUUUCAACGACUUUUCUACACAAACAAAACCCAGCCAACCGUCGUCUUCCUGCCUCUUCCCGCCUCCACCACCGCACACCAGCAACAGCAUUAUGGACAUCGAUCAUGAAGUUGGCUUGCUCGUCAAGUGCAUGAAGCGCAUUGGAAAGGAGGGCGAUGAUGGCAAGAUCCAAGUCACAUUCGGCGAGAUCUUCCGCGAUGAGGUGUUGGAGCAGCAGCUGGAAUCGCUUGUUGGCACGAUGAAGGCAGCUCGCAAGCGCGGUCUGAUCGACUUCAAGGGUCAAAUCCUGCUGCAGGGUGCACACGACGAUGUGGUUGUGACGCUGCUCAAGGACGAGUGAUGGCCACGCGAAUGAUGGGCGAUUGCGACCCCAAUCUCGAUCUACGCUCUUUUGUGUGUUGCGUUUUGCUUGCUACCUGACUGGCUCUUCAUGUUGCUCUCCGCUGGCGCAUGUAUGUGUGUGUGUGUGCGUGUGUGUGCCGUGAUCAGUGUGACGGAGGAAAGCGGGGGAUUCGGGUUUACUGUUGCUUGCGUGUGCGUAUGCGUGUGCGCGUGUGCUCUCGUGUGGGUUUUGGUUGUUUUGCAAGAAGCUAGUCGCCAUGCAUGCUGAUUGAACGAUUGUGGACGGGAGACAGA
This is a messenger RNA of Salpingoeca rosetta, 672 nucleotides long. RefSeq lists its product as uncharacterized. The record is from RefSeq and is a predicted model, not a curated record. Bases 23 to 376 code for a protein of 117 amino acids. The transcript is spliced from 3 exons. Gene Ontology annotation, biological process: regulation of actin filament-based process. NCBI's taxonomy places the organism in Eukaryota, Choanoflagellata, Craspedida, Salpingoecidae.